UGUACAUAGUAAUGAUUAGGUUACUUGUAAUAUUAAAUACCCUCAUUUGUCAUGGUGACUUUUUUAAUCUUGAUGUAAAAUAUGGUGUAUACACGUUUUCUAACUCAGAAUCAUCAUAUUUUGGAUAUCAAGUAUUAUUACACAAUACAGCAAGUUCUUUUAGGUCAAUAGUUUCUGCACCACGUUUUCAAGGAAGUAACCCUGAGGGAGGCUUAUUUAACUGCAUAGUAAAUGGAGCUAAUUCGUGCUCACAAUUAAAAUAUGAAGAGUUUCCUGAUCAAAACAAAGAAAGUCGAAAAAAUCAAUGGAUGGGUAUGUCUUUAUCUGGAGAUAAAAAUAGUUUGUUAACAUGUGGUCCAUUAUGGAGUUUAAACUCAACGGAUAGCUCUGAAUCAAAGCUUAAAAGUUUAGGAAGGUGUUCUCUUUUGGGUAAAGAUUUAGAUGUGAAGUAUUCUACUUCUCCAUGUGAAAAAGAACUUCUUGACAACAGUAAGUUUGGUUACUGUUUAGCUGGGUUCAGUAGCGCUGCUGGAAACAUUAGUGGUUAUACAACAUACUUUAUUGGUGUUCCAGGAACCUACUUUAACAAAGGAACACUUUUUGGGCUUAUAUCAACUUCUAUAGCAAGCAAACCUACAAAACUUCAAUUCACAGAAGUCCAAUCAGAAAAGGAUAAUGGUACAAUAUACAUAGGUUAUUCAGUUGCUUGGGGAAAAAUUACAUUCAACUCUACGCAGGGAGAUGUUGUUGCUGGAGCACCAAGAGCUAAUGAACUCACUGGGAAGGUAUUUAUCUAUGUUGUCAGGUUUACUAUUGGAGAUUAUAUGUAUAGUUUUUCAAGUCCCAAUAAUCAGGUUGGCGAGUAUUUUGGUGCAAGUGUGUGUGUUGUUGACAUAAAUAACGAUGGGAAAGACGACUUGUUUGUUGCAUCCCCAUUUUACACAGUUGUUGCAGAUGAAGGCAGAGUUUAUUUUUAUAUAAAUAAUAAAAACACUCUGAGUUUUUCAUUGCAAUUAGCACCAACAUCAAUUCAAGGAGCUCGAUUUGGCAGUUCUAUUGGUAAAGUUGGUGAUCUCAAUAAUGAUGGAUACCAAGAUAUUGCAAUCGGAGCUCCAAUGGAUGGUGCUGAUAAUAGAGGUGCAGUUUAUAUAUACAAUGGAGGAUCACAAGGUAUCUCAAACUCAGGGAAGCCUUCUCAAAUCAUCAUGGCAUCUGAUUUUUCAACUAUUGGUUUGUCUGGAUUUGGAUCUUCUAUAUCUAAUGGCCUUGAUGUUGAUGGAAAUUCUUACCCGGAUAUUGCAGUUGGAGCUUACUCAAGUGGGAAAUCUUUUAUAAUAAGAACAAGACCUAUCAUAACAUUAUAUGAUAAAUUGGAAACCAAUGUAAGCCUUAUUCCACUCGACGAUUAUGCAUCUAACUGUAUUGGUCCAGAUAGUAAGAAAUAUUAUUGUAUUGAAUUUAAACCAAACUUGAAGUAUGAAGGGAAGGCAAUGUCAUUUGAUCUGGAGUUGACAUUGGAAAUUGAAAAAAGGUUCCCAACAAACAAGAGGGGGCUAUUUUUUGAAGAUGGCAUUUUAAAAGAUACAAUUACGAAGAAUGCUCUUUUAACCAAAAGCCAAAUCUUUCCUUUUAGUGUUAUUGUGUAUAUCGUUAUAUUGGGGGAUUUUGACAUAAAUGAACCAAUUACUAUCACAACAAAAUAUAAAAGUAUUGAUAAACCAAGUGGAUGUGGAAGUGAGCUGUGUCCCAUUAUUGAUGUUUUUGGAACUUUAUCAAGUUCAUUGCAGCUCAAUUAUUUGAAAGAUUGUGGUUCAGACAGCAUUUGUCAAAUAGAUCUUGUUUCUUCAGCAAAAUUGGUGCUUCUUGGAGUGGCACAGCAGGAACAAAUCAUUUAUGGCUCAGUUUACCAAAUAAGGCUUGAUGCAUCUGUAGUCAAUCUUGGUGAAACAGCUUAUCAGCCAAUCUUAAAGUUUGGAUACAAUGGUGAUUUGCAAGUGGAUUCAAUAGAAAAAAAUGGAAUUCCUAUAAAAUGGGAAAAGUUACCAAAUGAAGUUUCAUUUUUGCUUCAAUAUAUGCUUAAGCAAAAUGAAAAGGUUGACAUAGCUAUAAAGUUUUCUAUGCCAAAAACAAGUCCAUCUUCAGAUAUCUACAGCUUUACAUUUGAAGCAUUAGCCAAAGGAAUCGAUCUAAAUCCAGAAAAUAACAAAGCCAUGAUAAGCAAACCAACCAAAGUAGAGACAUGUGUAAGAGUUAAUGGAAAUGUUGAACCAAGUGUUGUUCUUUUUUAUGACAAUGCUGUCAUGCCUGGUAAUAAUCCAGAUUUAUCAGAAAUUGGUGCAGAAGUUAAAUAUAUGUUUUUUGUUCAAAAUUCUGGAUUUUUUGCGGUGAAUAAUCUAUCUGCAGACGUUGAUUUGGUGGUGAAAAAAGCUGAAAAAGGUCUUGAUCUCAUCUAUGUUGUCAACAUGAUGAUUAAUGGUAAAGAAUGCACACAAAAAGUAAAUCCAUUAAAUCCUUUCAACCUUGUGGAUUCAAAGAAACCAAAAAGAGUUAAACGAUCCAACAACUUGAAUUGCGAGAAUGCAAAAUGCAAUAGAUACAGCUGUGAUAUUUCAAGUAUUGAAAAAAGUCAAAGUGUAACUAUUCAUCUCAUUGCCAGAGUUUGGGAAGCCAAUUUUGUUAAGUUAAAAGUUCCCGCUACAGACCUCAAUGCGACCAUAAAUGUGAAGUUUAGUCAAGAACAAGCUACUACAAACAUUCAAAAAGAAAAUUGCAUUAUGUCGGCUGCGGUUAAUCUCGAUGUCAAGUUGUACAAUCCUCCUCUAAGAAAAUCAAUGCCGUGGUGGAUUAUUUUAGUGGCUAUACUCGUAGCUUUAUUAUUACUCGCAAUCGCCAUCGCACUCUUAAAAAAAGCUGGCUUUUUUAAAAGAAAAAACCAAAAAGCAGCAGCAGAAAAUGAGCCACUCAAAUCAGAGGAGGCUACCUAAAGAUUUAAGAUUUUGUUAGCAUGCAGGAUUCUACUAAAAAUCAAAUCUUCACACUAAAAAUAUUUUAUUGUUAUUAUCUCGAGCUUCAAGUUUAUUUUAAAAAAUUUAAAGAGACUUAUUGUAAAAACUCAAACUUUUAUAGCUGUUUUUUACAUGUUUAUUAGUAAAGAUUUACUUGUUAUUGUUUUUUACUUAUUAGUAAAGAUAUACUUGUAGUUAUUAGUAAAGUCUUUAAACCUGUCGAAUCAGGUUUCUCUUUUGGUAUACAUUUUAACAAAGUAGAUUAGCAAAAAAAAAAAUAUUUAUAUGAAACACUUUUUUUAUUGCUUUUUAAAUAUCUAAAUUAUUAACAACAAAUAAUUGAGCAUUUUGUAUUUUUGUUACAUUUUAUAUAAAGCAAAUAACCAUUUAGUUUCUAUUGUUAAAAGUUUCUCAAAGUUUCAUUUGUCUUUUUUUUUUUUAAUCUUUUUUAAAAAUAUUUAUUUUCCCAAAAGUUGUUAUUUUGUUGUAGUUUUAUUGGAUAUUUUAUUGGAUAUUUCAAGACGUUGAUAAUUGCAAGAAGUAGCUUAUUUUCAAAUAAAAGAAAAACUUUUAAUCUA
Hydra vulgaris (swiftwater hydra) is the source of this 3583-nucleotide messenger RNA. Its product is annotated as integrin alpha-8. Gene Ontology annotation, molecular function: integrin binding. Lineage: Eukaryota; Metazoa; Cnidaria; Hydrozoa; Anthoathecata; Hydridae. Gene Ontology annotation, cellular component: external side of plasma membrane; integrin complex. The record is from RefSeq and is a predicted model, not a curated record. Gene Ontology annotation, biological process: cell-cell adhesion; cell-matrix adhesion; integrin-mediated signaling pathway.